AUUCUAUAGAAAGAUCUGGAAGAAAAAAUAUCAAAUUCUGGAAGGAAACUUGUAGUUGUUACUUUCUCAUCUAAAGGUUGUGGUCCUUGCAGACCUGUGCCUGCUUGCUUGGAGGCAAUAAGUGAAGAAAUGCCUGACAUACUGUUCCUUAAAGUUGAAGUUGAUAAAGAUGAUGAAUUUUUACACAGCGUUUCCAAAUCCCAGAGUACCAACAUUCUAUUACUUCAGGAAUGGAACUGAACUGUACCAUUUCUCAGGAGGAAACCUGUCCCACUUCAGACAAAAGGUUGAUGAAUUGAGAUUUAAAAGUGAUUGA
Molecule: messenger RNA, 316 nt
Organism: Staurois parvus
Lineage: Eukaryota; Metazoa; Chordata; Amphibia; Anura; Ranidae
Source: the annotation of a GenBank genome assembly